GCCUGGUUUCAUCGGCGGUUUCUGAUGUGCGAGCAGCGGUGCCUCCGUCCUGAGUUUCGCCAUUUCCCGCGUUUUUCGUUGAUGCAAGGUCCAGCCGUGCAGCGUUGUGGAUUCUCCGGCUCCUGUCGCAGGAUUUCGUGGGAGAAGUACAAAGUGCGUGAGGAGUCCUUCUGGUAAAAAUUUGACAGCCACUCCACUGUGUGAAAGCGGAUGACCAGAAAAAGCUGAUCAAUCGGCGUUGAGCUUCGGAGCCGGCACAUGCGGGUACACGUAACCGUUCGUCGUCGAGAAACAUGGAACUGCUCCCUUCAGGGGGAAGCACAAAGUCCAUGAGGAGUCCUUCUGGUAAAAAUUCGACAGCCACCCAGUGUGUGAAAGCGGAUGACCAGCGAAGCUGAUCAACCGGCGUUGAGCUUCGGAUGAUGCACCGGCACACGCGGGUACACGUAACCGUUCGUCAUCGAGAUACAUGGAACCGUCCCUCUAGGCCGUCUCCAAUAAAAUCAAUAGCCCUGGGUGCGGAGUAUCUGAGCCCUUGGUUGCCAGGAUAAUUGGCGGUACAACAAUAAAGAGGACACAAAGUCCCUGGAUGGUGCAACUGGAAGUGAACUACCGAUGGAAUGCCACUGCCUUCAUCAGCAUAUCUUGCGGUGGCAGCAUCAUAUCCCCAAGCUUCAUACUGACUGCUGCGCAUUGUGUUCAUUACGUGAACGCUAUUCCUAUUUCUGCAUGGGCCUUUUACAACACCACGGUAUCUGGUCAGGGCCCGUACGUGUGGGUUGAAGAUAUGAUCCAUCAUCCAAGGUUUCAGUGGACGACGUUCCGGAACGAUAUCGCCCUCGUCAAAGUGGAGAAACCGCUGAGUUUUGACGACCAUGUGAGGCCAGUUUGCCUGCCUAAAAAACGGAUGCACCUGGAAGGAAGAGAAGGCAUGGUUUCUGGCUGGGGCCUUACAGCAGAAAAUGGCACUGCAUCCCAUGCCUUAACGUACGUAUUUAAAAGGAUCCUGUCAACUAAAGAGUGCAAGUGGUUCUUGGGAUUACCUGAACAGAAAAAAGCUCUGAACAAGGACAAUAUAUUGUGCGCCAUGAUGCCCGGCAAAGGCAGCUGUCAAGGCGACUCGGGCGGCCCCCUUACAGUGAUGUCGAUGAAGAGACGAUCAGUGCAAGUCGGCAUCGUCUCCUAUGGCAAGGGAUGUGGUAGGUCUAAUGAGCCGGGUAUAUACGUGCGUGUCGAUAACUACAUGAGCUGGAUACGGCAGAGGAUGCGGAGCUCAAGAAGCCCUCGCUGGCGGCUGCCAACGGUGACAGAAAUGUUAAGUAAAUAUGUGAUUUCGCUAGGCUGACAAUAUAGCCAAUUCCUGAAGAUAACAUUCUGCUUCCGUGCACUUUGUUUGUUGUUACGCUUGGAGUGAAACCAAGGGUUUACACCGUGUCUAGCACCACUUCAUUCUGAAACUUCGUAUCCUGCACACAGACGUGCCGUCUUCGGUAAGUCGUCACACAUUGAAGCAACCAUAUUGGCCCCAACAAAAAAAUGAAAACUACUUCGAAGAUGUAUACCUAUCGGUACAGCUCAUACUUCAAUGACAGCGAAGCUGGAUCUGCAAUUCUCACACCCUCCGGAACUAUUACAAUAAUGUUUUCCCCUGCCGAAAGAUCUGCGCAGACCUUUGAGUAUGCUUCACUAGAUCAGGUGCCAUUCUUUUGCUCUACCCCAGCAUUUCUACAUGUUCCACAACAUCUUUCCCUUACCAUUACAUAAAAAUGCAGUAGGCCAUGAAUGCAUUUGUACGAACGAAUAAUAUACUUAUU
Molecule: messenger RNA, 1814 nt
Organism: Dermacentor albipictus
Lineage: Eukaryota; Metazoa; Arthropoda; Arachnida; Ixodida; Ixodidae
Product: trypsin-like
Biological process (GO): proteolysis
Molecular function (GO): serine-type endopeptidase activity
Source: RefSeq, a predicted model, not a curated record